Molecule: messenger RNA, 934 nt
Organism: Cimex lectularius (bed bug)
Lineage: Eukaryota; Metazoa; Arthropoda; Insecta; Hemiptera; Cimicidae
Exons: 5
Coding region: 126-824 (232 amino acids)
Source: RefSeq, a predicted model, not a curated record
AGGUUUCACCGUUUUCUUACUGUUGUUGCUAACGGUUUUGCCGAAAAAAUAGGAACUCCGCGAUAAUUUUGAUAUAUUUUGGUUAAAAGUGAGACCGUCUGUUUCGGAAAGGAGGGCAAAAAGUAAUGGAUUUUAUUCCUGAAACUGACCCGGAUGAUAUUCUCAAGGGCUUUAAGCAGUUGAACGUCGAACCGCCUGACUGGUUCUUCAAUCCGCAGAUCUUGUUCAACCGGUUGGAUAAGGCUUGGGAAGCCAAGGCCGAGUCGGAGGCGAGAAGGAAUCGCGAACACUCCGAGGCGUUCGAGAGGAAGAAGGCGGAUUUUGAGAAACAUAAGAAACAGCUCGAAGAGUCGAUCAAAAACGCAAACGCACAGUGCGAGCAGUACGGGAAGAACCGUCUGACACUCGAACUUCAGGAGAAGGAAGCUGUCCUUGCCGCCAAGCUCAAAGAGGUGAAGGCGAAUAACAUAGAGAUAUCGGCUCGAGUUGAGUCGGCUUGCGAAGAAGUGAUACGCCUUGAAGCGGAGAAAGAAGAAUACAAGGAGAACCUUGUAAAACAACGGGACACGUUGCUUGAUGUCCUUGCCUACUACAAGACGCUCUGUCUGCAAGUCGACUACGAACCGCCAGACAUUUUCAGGGUGUACCCUUCAGACGAAGACCGAUCCAAAUGGAUCGAGAUGAGGUCGGACGAUUUCAAAUACUGGGAGGUCGUCGACACAACUUUCGACGAAAAAACGAAAGACGAGAUGAGGCGAAUGCUCGUGGAGACUUCAAACCCGGCCCUAGUCGUAGCAUCGGCGAGGAAGACACUUGUUGGAUAAUGCGUAUGUGGAAAAAUACAUUUAUAAAAUCAAACGUGUAAAUACCUUUAUACAAUUUUUUUAAAUUUUUAAUUGCAAUAAACUUAGGCUGUUGCAUAAAUUACAGAAAA